UUUUCUCGCUCCCGUUUUACGCAGGGGAGCCGCAGGAGGGGUCCUCGCGCACGCGAUGUUUGGGUUUGAAAAACGGAGUUGAGAGUAAACGGGCAGCAGCAGCGCGAGGAGAGUCAGAGAGCCAUGGAGCAAAGCGCAGAGCUCGAGACCAUGGGAGAGACGCUCGCGGGCAAGAGGGACAUCCCCCACCGGGUGUUUGUCAACAAAUCCGUGACUCUGGAGAACAUCAAGUGUUAUGGCUUCGACAUGGACUACACGCUUGCUAUUUACAAAUCUCCUGAAUAUGAGGGGCUGGGCUUUGAAAUGCUGCGGGACAGACUAGUGUCCAUCGGAUAUCCACACGAGCUGCUGCGCUACUCAUACGACCCCAACUUCCCUACACGUGGUUUGGUGUACGACUCGACUUACGGCAACCUGCUGAAGGUGGACGCACACGGAAACAUCCUGGUGUGCUCACACGGCUUUAUCUACCUGACAGGAGCGGAGAUCCAGGAGUAUUAUCCCAACAGAUUCAUCCAGAGAGACGACACAGAGCGAUUCUAUAUCCUCAACACUCUCUUCAACCUCUCAGAAACCUACCUGUACGCCUGCCUUGUGGACUUCUUCACCAGCAGCACCCGAUACCAGAACUACAGUCAAGGCUUUAAGCAUGGUGACCUUUUCAUGUCAUUCAAAAGCAUGUUUCAGGAUGUGCGAGACGCCAUGAACUACCUUCAUGACACAGGCAGCCUGAAGGAGCGAACACUGAAGAAUCUGGAGAAAUAUGUGAUCAAAGAUCCUCGGAUUCCAGAGCUGCUAAGCCGGAUAAAGAACGUCGCAAAAGUGUUCCUGGCAACCAACAGUGACUACAACUACACUGAGGCCAUCAUGAAAUACUUAUUAGAUUCUCCAGCUGGUUCAAAGAACCCAAGGAAAUUGUGGCGCUCCUACUUUGACCUGGUGGUGGUGGACACGCGGAAGCCACUGUUUUUUGCUGAGGGGACGGUGUUAAGACAGGUUGACACGAACACAGGGAAGCUGAGGAUAGGAACGUACACUGGAGACCUGCAGCAUGGAACAGUCUACUCUGGAGGUUCGUCAGACAUCAUCUGUGACUUGCUGGACGUGAGGGGGAAAGAAAUUCUGUACGUCGGAGACCACAUAUUUGGGGACAUCCUCAAGUCCAAGAAGCGUCAGGGCUGGAAAACCUUUUUGGUGGUGCCUGAGCUCACCAAGGAGCUCCAAGUGUGGACGGAAAAAAUUAGUAUGUUUGAGGAGCUCAGGCAGCUCGAUAUUUACCUGGCUGAGCUGCAUAAGCAUUUGGACAGUGGUAUUGUUAGUGGUCCAGAUAUUGGUUUGAUCCACAGCAAGAUUAAGAAGAUGACGUACACAAUGGAUCUGUGUUAUGGAAAGAUGGGGAGUCUCCUGCGUUAUGGUUCCACAAAAACGCUCUUUGCCAGCCAGCUGCUUCGUUAUGCUGACCUGUACGCCGCAUCCUGCCUUAACUUGCUGCACUACCCAAUCACCUACCUCUUCAGAGCUCACUCUGUCCUGAUGCCCCAUGAAUCUGCUGUAAGUCCUCAAAACAGCCAGGAACUGCCCAUCUCCAACCUGUCAGCCAAUCACAUCCUCAGAAUCACACCACUACAGAGGCUGUGUCAGUGUGACGGUGAUAACUGUGGGCUGGAUAACUGUGCGCAGGACAACACAGCCAUAUAGAUGGAGACAUGAGAGCGAGUGGGCAAGCAAACGAGUGAGAGAGAGA
Molecule: messenger RNA, 1744 nt
Organism: Colossoma macropomum (tambaqui)
Lineage: Eukaryota; Metazoa; Chordata; Actinopteri; Characiformes; Serrasalmidae
Gene: nt5c2l1
Product: 5'-nucleotidase, cytosolic II, like 1
Exons: 18
Coding region: 124-1698 (524 amino acids)
Molecular function (GO): 5'-nucleotidase activity
Source: RefSeq, a predicted model, not a curated record